GGUUGGAGCUUUCCCCUUGCCCAGAGUUCUCCAGCUGAGAGGGGCGGGCACUAUGAUAGCCACGCCCCUCCCCUGCACUAUUUAGUCGGCUCACACUGGCGCCGGAAGCCCACGCAUCUGAGGGACAUCUUAAAGCCACUCCUUUCAGUACUCUUGGCUCUGCUAAACCAACUGUAGCUAGCUUGGAGCCCGCCCCGCGGCCUGCUUUCGGAGAGCACCCAACGUUUUCCAUCACUACUCCCUGCCCCUUGGCGGGCGGGACUCUGAGACGUUUGCCUUUGAGUGGAAGGCGGGAAGAUGGCGGGUGCCUCAGAGCGGGACGCAGGGAAGCCUGCAGCCUCUGGUGCAGGUGCUGUUCCCAAGACAAAGGGAAGGAAAGUACAAGGAGGAAGAGUGGUCGAGUCCCGGUACCUGCAAUAUGACAAGAAAACAAAGAAGCAGGUGGCCCCUGCAUCAGGCUGGAGUUUUGAGUAUCUGUGUUGUCAUGAUAACACCUGCUGUUUUCUCCUGGGGCAGAACGGAUCUCAAAAGGUUUCUGUAGCAGCCAAAGGAGAGAAGCCCCCCACCGAGGGAAGGAAGGCCAGCACAGUGCCUAGGAGCAGAGAAGAGAGCAAAGUGAUGGGGACAAGCAACCUGCAGUCUACCAUGCUGGAAGGGCAUGGCUUGAAUCCACCAGACCUAGACCUUUCUGCUAUUGACGACAAAAGCAUGUCCAGGAAGGCUCCCCAGCUAGAAAGGUCAGUGGCAGGAACUGAUAAGUCCACAUCCCUUUUGAGACCUGACCAAAAAAGGACACUUCGAAAGAAAAGACGGGAUCUGCAGGAGACCAUGGACAUGAUGGAGUCGCAGACGCUGCUGAUGACCCUGCUGUCUGUGAAGGUGGAGAACAACCUGGCUCUGCUGGAGGAGAAGGCGGAGAAGGACUUGGCAGCCAUGUGCCAUGAGAAGGAGAGGCUGCAGAGGCAGGCACUGGAGCUGAGGCGUCAGCUGCUUCUCAGACAGAAACAUCAGGAGCUGGCGGCUGCCCUGGAUGCCCAGAUGAUCUGGAGCCAGCCCUGAGGACCACCCUGCAGCUCCUGGGUGAUCUGAGCAUCUGCUCCCCAGAAGACAGUGCACAGGUGCAGGGGGCCAGCACGCAGCAGCCUGGGGCCAGUGCACAGCUGAAUUGUUUGCUGAAGGAACUGAAGGGCUUGGUCGCUGAGAAAGACCUGGAGCUCUGCAGGUGUGCGGCUGACCUCCCUCUCUAACCCCGCCUGCUCCUCCCUCUCUAACCCCGCCUACUCCUCCCUCUCUAACCCCGCCUACUCCUCCCUCUCUAACCCCGCCUACUCCUCCCUCUGUUGUGCUCCUCCAUCCUCUCCUUUCUUUUCUGCCGGGCACUAGGGAUGGAACCCUACCUAGUUGGUAGCUCAGAUGAAGGCUGGUUCUGUCUGGCUUUGAACUUUUAGCAAUCCUUCUGCUUCAGUUUGCUGAGUUCUGUAACACCAGGCAUAUACCAUCACAGCCAGCUAUUGUGGGUUGGAAUUUUGUCUGUGUGCCUUCGUGUGUGUGGGGGGGGGGGAAGUGUGUGUCAGUUUUCUGUUUGGGCAUUUGGGCACAUACAUGAUGCCAGGGCAUGAGUGUAGAGGGCAAAGGACAGCUUUAAGAGUCUUUCCUCUUUCCACUAUUUGUAUCCCAGGGGUCCAGAUGAGGUCAGAGGCAGGAUUGGCAGUAAACAACUUCACCCACUGAGCCAUUUUGUUCAACCCAAGAGAAUCUUGCUCUGUCUGCUCUCACAAUGCUAAAUGCAUUCAAGUAGAUGGGUCCUAAAGGACUCUGCAGGGACUGUGAAGUAUGCCACACCCACCACUGUCCUACGCUGUCCUACAGGGUAGAUCAGCCACCACUCACAUGGACAGGGGAGACAGGGUCUUUGUCUUGCUCCCACUGUCUAGCAAGCACACAGGUUACCCGUCUGUGUCCUGAGUGGUAGAGCAGAUGCACCCGAAAUCCACAUUGUGGCUCAUGCCCUCAGUCACCUAGAGCCUGUUAAAGUCUCUGUGGAUACCUGGCCAUUGGAUAAAACGAUAGACAGAAGGCAUGGCCAUGUAGUGAUGGGCUGAGGCUCACCUCUUGGGUUCGCUCCAACAAGGUCUCCUCAUGUAAACUUUGCCCACUGUUGAGGGUGUGGAAGGCUUGCCACUGAGGUCCCAGAUACCCAGGAGUCCGGGGCAGAAUGAAGGUAAGCAUUCAAGGUUGGCUGCUCCUUGCUUUAUGGAGAGACUUUAUACAGAACUCUUGCUUGCUAGGCCUGACAGCAAAGGCCUGCCAUCUCAGCUACAUGAAGGGCUGAGGCAGAAGGAUCAUCAGUUCAAGCUCAGCUUGAGGAAAUUGAGAUUCCUCAAGAAGUAAAAAGAGGGAGGGAUGGAAAUGGAGAAACUCAGCAUGUUACUUACGCAGCGUGUACAAUAUCCUGGAUCUGUCCCAGCAACAUGGACACACACAUGCCCACCAAGUUUGCAGUCAAUUCAAAAAAAUCUUGGGGUUGGGGAUUUAGCUCAGUGGUAGAGCGCUUGCCUAGCAACCGCGAGGCCCUGGGUUCGGUUCCCAGCUCCGGAAAAAAAAAAAAAAAAAUCUACCCUGCCUUACAACUCUUGCUCACUUCCAAAUACACUUAGGGUUGAAAAUAAAUCCUGAAAUCGGGUUGAGAAUAAAUUCUGAGUUCAGUCUCUAGGACUGACCUAGAGAGAGAACAGUCUCCUGUCAGUUGUCCUUUGACAUCCACAGGAAGCUGUGUGUUUUAUGCAACAUACAUGCAUACACGUGCAUACACACGCACACGUACGCGCAUGUACACGCACACACAUACACACACAGGUUUUUUAAUUGUUUUUCUAAGGUCUCCAUUAGAGUUUUGGCUGCAGGCAAAAUUGUCUCUUCUCUUUCUCUGUCCACAGACUUGUCAGCCAGGUGGUGGAACUUUCCUCCCAGGCCAGUAAAGAGGCAGCUUUGACGAACCAGGAAGUCUGGGAAGAGGCACAGGGCACCCUCACCAGCAGCCAGGGAUACUUCAGUCCAGAUGUCCGCAAGGACCACAGUCCCACCCAGGACAGGACAAAUUCCAGCAGUCUUGACCCUUGAUUGCUUCAGGGCUGCCUGCCCUGCCACUAGUGAAUCCCAAGUCCCUAUCCUGUCCUUGCUGUAUGUAAAUAAAUGUAAAUAAAAACAUGUAAAUAAA
Messenger RNA from Rattus norvegicus (Norway rat), 3217 nucleotides. The record is from RefSeq and is a predicted model, not a curated record. NCBI's taxonomy places the organism in Eukaryota, Metazoa, Chordata, Mammalia, Rodentia, Muridae.